GUGAGGGGGCGUGGACCACGCGGUCGCAAGCUCCGCCCCUCUCCCCGUUCUCCCGCCCCAUUCGCCCGCCUCUUUGUAUCCAACAUCCGGGUUUCCCCGCCGGCGAACGGGGACCCGCGGUCGCCGCCGCGGAGCCAUUUUGGACCCGGGCUCCGCUUCCCUCCCCCCGCCCGCGCCCCCUCCGUCCUCCCCACCGUCCCCCCCUCCCGUUCAUGGCCGCCCCGGACUCGACGGCCCCGCGGCCCGGGGUGCGGGCCCCGCCCGGUGCCCUGAUGUCCGGCUCCCGCGCGCCCCGGCUCGCCGCGCCCCGCCGCCGACCCCCGGCCCCCGCCUCGGCCCCCGCGCCGGGCCGCCGGCCACGCCGCUCGGAGCGGCCUUGAGCCUCGAUCCUCCCGGUUACCCAAGGGGCCCCCCGCCUCCAGUGCGGGGCCGCGCGCGGGGCGGGCCGCGGAGGAGCCGCGGGGGAGCAGCGGGGCGCCCGGCCCGGCCGGCGACUCGGGAACCCGGGGGCGGCGCGGCGGAACAUGACGGCGGCCUGGGCGGCGCUGCUCCUUGUCUGGGGAUCGCUGUGCGCCGGUUCUGGGCGUGGGGAGGCCGGAACUCGCGAGUGCAUCUACUACAACGCCAACUGGGAACUGGAACGCACGAACCAGAGCGGCCGGGAGCGCUGCGAGGGCGAGCAGGACAAGAGGCUGCACUGCUACGCCUCCUGGCGCAACAGCUCGGGCACCAUCGAGCUGGUCAAGAAGGGCUGCUGGCUGGACGACUUCAACUGCUACGACAGGCAAGAGUGCGUGGCCACCGAGGAGAACCCCCAAGUCUACUUCUGCUGCUGCGAAGGCAACUUCUGUAACGAGCGCUUCACCCACCUGCCCGAGGCUGGGGGCCCGGAAGUCACCUACGAGCCACCCCCGACAGCCCCGGCCCUGCUGACCGUGCUGGCCUACUCGCUGCUGCCCAUCGGGGGCCUGGCCCUCCUCCUCGUGCUGGCCUUCUGGAUGUACCGCCAGCGCAAGCCUCCCUACGGCCACGUCGACGUCCACGAGGACUCCGGACCUCCGCCCCCAUCCCCCCUGGUGGGUCUGAAGCCCCUCCAGUUGCUGGAGGUCAAAGCCCGGGGCCGCUUUGGCUGUGUGUGGAAGGCCCAGCUCCUGAACGACUUCGUAGCCGUGAAGAUCUUCCCUCUCCAGGACAAGCAGUCUUGGCAGAGUGAGCGUGAGAUCUUCAGCACGCCUGGCAUGAAACACGAGAACCUGCUGCAGUUUAUCGCCGCUGAGAAGCGAGGCUCCAACCUUGAGGUGGAGCUGUGGCUCAUCACUGCCUUCCAUGACAAGGGUUCGCUCACGGAUUACUUGAAAGGAAAUAUCAUCAGUUGGAACGAACUGUGUCACGUGGCCGAGACAAUGUCGCGCGGCCUCUCCUACCUGCAUGAGGACGUGCCCUGGUGUCGCGGGGAGGGCUAUAAGCCCUCCAUCGCCCACAGGGACUUCAAGAGCAAGAACGUGCUGUUAAAGAGCGACCUGACCGCGGUGCUGGCCGACUUCGGCCUGGCGGUUCGCUUCGAGCCCGGCAAGCCUCCGGGGGACACUCACGGGCAGGUCGGCACGAGGCGGUACCUGGCUCCUGAGGUGCUGGAGGGCGCCAUCAACUUCCAGCGAGACGCGUUCCUGCGGAUCGACAUGUACGCCAUGGGCCUGGUGCUGUGGGAGCUGGUGUCACGGUGCACGGCAGCUGACGGACCCGUGGAUGAAUACAUGCUGCCCUUCGAGGAAGAGAUUGGCCAGCACCCUUCGCUAGAAGAACUGCAGGACGUGGUCGUCCAUAAGAAGAUGAGACCCGCCAUUAAGGAACACUGGCUGAAGCACCCGGGCCUGGCCCAGCUCUGUGUGACCAUCGAGGAAUGUUGGGACCAUGACUCGGAGGCACGCCUGUCGGCGGGCUGUGUCGAGGAACGGGUAAAUUUGAUCCGAAGAUCCGUCAAUGGCACUACCUCGGACUGCCUGGUCUCUCUGGUGACGUCGCUGACCAACGUGGACCUGCCCCCGAAAGAGUCCAGCAUCUGACACCCCAAGACAGCGGACAAGCUCGCUCUCUUGCUCUCUCUCUCUCUCUCUCUCCCCACCAUGACUUGGUGUGGGGACCAGAAGAAAUGAGGGGAAACAGAAAAACACACCAACACAAAGUUGAUGUUUUAAAAAAAUCCCCUCAAACCAAGAAACCCAUAAACAUGCAGCUGCUAUUUUACCUAGACUUUUUUUAAUUAUUAUAAUUAUUAUAAUUAUUCUUAAUAUGAUGAUGAAUUUUUUUUUUGGAGAAUUAGGUGUAUUUUUUUUUCUAGAAGCCAGCAUUAUUAUUAUUUUUUCAUUUUUGUUCAUGUUUGGUGUUCUGUAUCACUGACGGCACACAGAUACAGCUGGGCGUGCAGGUGCUGAAUUGUGUGACUCGCAGAACCAGCUCACGAGCCUUCAUUUCACCUCUUGUCCUCUGGGGUCCAUUGUGGGUUUCUGUUUGGUCAUCUCCUAAGUUGGGUGCACCCCAGGACUUCCCCUCUUUCCCUCCAGCAUCUCGUUGUCUUAGCUACCUUAAUGCUGCAAGUUCUCCUCCAGGAACCUUUGAAGACUGUUAACCAUGAGAUACACAACCCUUUUUCCGGGUUGUAUACUCUUCCCUCCCGGCUUCCAGGCCUCUCCCCAACUCUACCUUUGAGUUUGCCUUUCUUUCCCCUACUCCCUUUUUUCUUUUUUUUUCUUUUUCUUUUUAAGGCUGUAAGCUUGAAAAGAAAAACAACACCAGAGGUAUCUUUCAUGGAUUUCACAAGGGUUGUUUUCUCCACGGAAGGAAAUCUAGGAGGAAGAUGGCUCAGACUUCAGGCUGAAGGGAAACUGAGUCCUGGGUAGGGUUUGGAACAGAGCUACUCUGGAUUCGGGCAUGUUUGGAGCAACAGUCCUUUGCUACUAUUUCUCAGGUAACCGGGAAGUGAGGCCAAGGACCCCAGGGAGGCCGGCCAUUCCACCACAAGCGUAAGGUUUGGAGACUGAAAAAUAUCAGACAAGUCUUCUGGACUCCGCCAAGCCGGGCCUUGCCAGCUUGCUUUCCACCAAACUUGGGCUUGGUUCAUAGGACAAAGAUCACUUUUUUGGUUGUUGUUGUUGUUCUGUUUUCUGCCCCUAAUUUGUGACUUAGCAAGAGGGCAAGACAUUGGCAUAAUGGCGUGGACUUUUUGUUUGUUAGUUUUCGGUAGGGUCUGAUGCUGUAAAAUGUUAACAAAGUGGAGUUUGGAGCUGGGGGUGUGCUGUCAUCCUACCUACUCAGGAAGCUGAGAUCUGAUGACUGAAGUUCAAAGCCAAGCCCAGGCAGGACAAAAAAAAA
Messenger RNA from Perognathus longimembris pacificus (Pacific pocket mouse), 3369 nucleotides. RefSeq names its product activin A receptor type 2B (gene Acvr2b). NCBI's taxonomy places the organism in Eukaryota, Metazoa, Chordata, Mammalia, Rodentia, Heteromyidae. Gene Ontology annotation, biological process: activin receptor signaling pathway; cellular response to growth factor stimulus; protein phosphorylation. The coding region runs from base 525 to 2063 and encodes 512 amino acids. The record is from RefSeq and is a predicted model, not a curated record. Gene Ontology annotation, molecular function: activin receptor activity; activin binding; ATP binding. The transcript has 11 exons. Gene Ontology annotation, cellular component: activin receptor complex; plasma membrane.